AAAAUCAAACACAAUUAUUUUUAAGCAGCAAAAGAAAAUACAGAAGAACAAGAUGUUGUGACAGCGUAUUUACAACCUGUGACAAUCAUGUACGUGAGCUCUCUCUUGGAUAAAGAGAACAGCAUGUAUCCAGGAUCUGCAAGGGGGAACAACAACCUGCCAGUGCAGAACUUUGUGUCUACUCCACCCUAUUCAGAUUACAUGGGAUAUCAUCCUGUGCCAACUCUGGACACCCAUGGACAGCCUGCGGGAACCUGGGGAUCUCCCUAUGGCCCACAGAGGGAGGACUGGAACGCUUACGGCCCAGGACCUUCCAGCACGGUUGCUGCUGCACAGCUCAAUGGCUCGUCUCCUGGACAGGUCUCCUACAGUUCUGCUGAUUACAGCUCCCUCCAUCCUGCUGGAUCUGGGGGGUUACCUCCUGUAGAUACAAUUAAUACACAGCAAAUCUCUCCCAACAGCCAACGGCACAGCUCUUACGAAUGGAUGAGGAAAACGGUGCAAGCUAACACUACUGGUAAAACAAGAACAAAAGAAAAGUACCGAGUUGUUUACACAGAUCAUCAGAGACUAGAAUUAGAGAAGGAAUUUCACUGCAACAGAUACAUUACAAUAAGGAGAAAGUCAGAACUUGCAGCAAACCUGGGACUAUCUGAAAGACAGGUGAAAAUCUGGUUCCAGAAUCGACGAGCAAAAGAAAGAAAAAUGAUCAAGAAGAAAAUAUCUCAGUUUGAUGGCAGCGGGGGCUCAGCUCAGAGUGACUCUGGCUCACUCAGUCCAAAUGAAAUAUCUAGUUCUCUGUUCCCACCGCCACAUGGAAUAAAUGGAUUACAGCCUAAUGACAUUCAUCAAGUCAUAGUUUCAGAAUGAACAGAGGGGAAAAAAAAAAAAGGAAAAAAA
Tyto alba (common barn owl) is the source of this 900-nucleotide messenger RNA. RefSeq names its product caudal type homeobox 4 (gene CDX4). NCBI's taxonomy places the organism in Eukaryota, Metazoa, Chordata, Aves, Strigiformes, Tytonidae. The record is from RefSeq and is a predicted model, not a curated record. Gene Ontology annotation, biological process: animal organ morphogenesis; embryo development; anterior/posterior axis specification. Gene Ontology annotation, cellular component: nucleus. The coding region runs from base 88 to 870 and encodes 260 amino acids. The transcript has 3 exons. Gene Ontology annotation, molecular function: RNA polymerase II transcription regulatory region sequence-specific DNA binding; DNA-binding transcription factor activity, RNA polymerase II-specific.